GUUGAUGGCCUAAUAACAUUGUGUUCCAUAUGCAACUUUGCUCAGGAAGUUCAGCAUGAAGAGUACCGACUAGACUAGUAGGGAGCCCUCCAGUCCGCCUUCCCAAUUUGCAUCUUCCCUGAUUUGCUUCUUAAUUUCCAUUCCCCAAUGACGACGAGUCUUCGCCAUCUUUCCGAUCCCGAACAUGCCUUGAUCCUGCGAGAGUUGAGCGAAAACUGCAGAGUCCCGUGCCGUAUCUGCGAGUUGCAGGUCAAUGGCCCAGCUUACUGCUGCUGGGGCUGCGAAAUCUUCCUCCACAGGUGGUGUGCUGAGCUGCCUCUCGAGACACAGCAUCCCGCUCACCCACACCCUCUGGCUCUAUCCAGUCGUAAGAUAACUCUCUCAGCCUUAGGCCGUGAAAGAUCCGAAGAAGCUUUUGUCUACCGCUGCAGUGAGGGUGACUGCUAUUUCAACGUGGAUGUGACUUGGGCAUUUCUAAAUCUGUACCCCUCAGAGGAGAAAAAGGACACGAUUCAGCAUAUAGCUCAUAAACACCAUCCUCUCACCUAUUUCCGUUUGAAUAAGCCGAUUAAGGUCUGGUGCCGAGACUGUGAGCAGCAGAUCGCCGGCCCUUUUUACGGGUGCCCGAUCUGCAGUUUCUAUCUCCAUGAAUUCUGUGCCGAGCUACCCAGGGAGAUAUCACGGCACCCUUCCCAUCCCGGGCACCGUCUGACCCUCUCCCUUUCCCGCGCCACCCUCUGCAGAGCCUGUCAUUUUGUUACUAACCCAUUAGGGACCGCGAUCGUGUACAAGUGCCAGGAUUGCGAGGGUGACGGCGUCAUCGCCUACCAUAUCCAAUGUGACACCUCAUUUCAUCCUUCUAAAUAUGAGGAAAACGACUGCGGAACAAUUACACACUUUUCCCAUGAGCAUCCGCUGAAAUCCUUCUUUGCAAAUACAAGGAUUAUGCGCAUCCGGUUCUACUGCGAAGGCUGCGGAUUGAAUAUAUCGGGGGACUUCUACGGCUGCCCUGUUUGUGGGUUUUUCCUUCACAGAUCCUGCGCAGAGGAAUUACCCCGGGAGAUGUCACACUUUCGUCAUCCAAUCCCAGACCACCCCCUAGCCCUGCGAGAGCGAGGACAUGCUUGGACAUUGAAAUGUGAUUCCUGUUCGCUUAACUCCCGCUGCGCAUUCACUUGUGAAAAGUGUGACUUCGCCCUCGACUUGGUAUGUGCUCUUUCGACCUUUUCUGCCUUCAAAGAGGGGGUAGCCACUGAAAUACAACACUUUUCCCACGACCACUCCUUGACCCUUGUCUACCGUAGGAGUGGCCCACCGGGCGGCUGCAUCAUUUGCGGUGUGUCUGUCACGGGUCUAGCCUAUUCUUGCCAAACCUGCUACAAAAUUGGGAAAAGGUUUGUGCUACACAAGUCAUGUGCCGAGCUGCCACAGGAAUUAGAGCAUCCAUUUCACCCGCCGCAUCCUCUCACGCUUCAAUCAAAGAGACACUUUUACUGCGAUGCCUAUGGCACAAAGAGUGGAGGCUUCUGUUUCGGCUGCGACGAAUGCCAGUUCUUCUUGUGUUUGGCAGCUGCUUCCUUGAAACCAACUUUGAGGCAUCAGCCGCACGAACACGACCUAACUCAUUUCGAGAGGAUUAGUGAUCGGAAGUUCUGCAGUUACUGCGGCGAGAGCAGCUCCGUGGACUCAUAUCGCUGUGUCGAAUGUGAUUUUACUGUUCAUUACAGUUGUAUCCGUAUGCUACCUCUUGCCAUCAAGCACAACAUUCACUUCCAUCAAUUAGCCCUCCGUGAUAAAUUUAUCGACAGAUUCAACGAACAAUAUUGCGAUGUCUGUGAGAAAACAAGGAGAACGGACCGUGGCAUUUAUUACUGUGCAGAAUGCAACUUUUCUGCUCAUAUCGGGUGCAUCAUCCCCUCAGUGGCAAUAGAGGAGGCACCUGAGUUGGAGAAAGUGGAUGAAGAAAUUGCAAGUGUAAAGGCAGAGAUAGAGGAAACGGGGGCGAUGCAGAUGAAAAUAGAGGCGUUACGGAAGCGACUCGAGGAACUUACAGUAAAGAGAGAUGCUUUGGCUUCCUGAAAGUGCGAGGAAUGAAACGCGGGGACACUGGGGCUUAAAAGAACGGGUCUUCCAUGUUUGUAUGUCAAUUAGGCUGCAUUUCCAUUGCGUGCUCGCAGUCAAUUCUCCAGCUUUUUAUCUACUCGGGAUGUUUUCUCUGGCUAAUUUGUUGUGAAAUAAGGAAAACCGUUUUUUGACAGAGAGGUGGCUCCCUGCAGAUGGUUUGGUUCUAUAAAUUUAUGCUAGAACGAUGGUUGCUUAAUGCUUA
This is a messenger RNA of Punica granatum (pomegranate), 2326 nucleotides long. The record is from RefSeq and is a predicted model, not a curated record. Lineage: Eukaryota; Viridiplantae; Streptophyta; Magnoliopsida; Myrtales; Lythraceae.